Molecule: messenger RNA, 2992 nt
Organism: Nerophis ophidion (straightnose pipefish)
Lineage: Eukaryota; Metazoa; Chordata; Actinopteri; Syngnathiformes; Syngnathidae
Gene: sh3d19
Product: SH3 domain containing 19
Exons: 19
Coding region: 16-2904 (962 amino acids)
Biological process (GO): protein transport to vacuole involved in ubiquitin-dependent protein catabolic process via the multivesicular body sorting pathway
Cellular component (GO): ESCRT-0 complex
Molecular function (GO): protein binding
Source: RefSeq, a predicted model, not a curated record
AGUUGAGAGGGGCCCAUGUGGACCCCCCCUCGCAGGCUUGUUGACGUUCCACCCACAGUGGAGGCACAUUUGUGCUGCAGUGUGCAGGACUGCCUCAAAGACCCUGCAGUGGACGACCACCGCCAGCUUUUGUCUGCACUGACACUCUUUUUGUCCACACCUUUUUUCUUCUCCCUAAGACUGAUGGCGGGAGUGAGGCGAGCGACCGAGGGGGCGGGGCAUCCUGAUCUGCACCUGGAAGAAGAUCAUUUCCCCGGAAACACAGCAGGGGGUUUACGUCUCAGGCGACCGCAGAUCACAGUCACCUCAGCACAACCUGUGGACGCCAACAACCGCUUCUCGGCGCCGUCUGCCGUCUUUCCUCGGUCACCUCCGGCCAGCUGGUCUUUGGGCAUCCAGGUCCAUGCCAAGCAGGUGACCAAAGAGAAGACCAGAGAGAAUGAUGUCGCCCAGCCCAAGGCAGCCCCCCGCCGCCCCCCCUCUGCCAACACUAGCAGCCCCCAGACCCACCCUGUGAGGGGUAAAAAUCCCCAAAAACCACCGAGACCAUCCUUGCCCAGACCAGUGGUUAGAGAACAAUCUGGUCCACCAGAGUCAGAAGAGAAUUGUUGUGAUCAGUGGUCCAGGUCUGUCACUGUGCACUGGAGCACUCCAACAACACCAACACCUUCUCCUCCAGACCUGAGACCAACCCCAGUCCCACUCCCCCGCAUUAAGUCCAAAAGAAAGGCAGUCACAGAAGUUAAAACCCAGACUUUAGUCCAACUUGAUGAAGUGGACAGUGAAGUGUCCUCUGGUGCUGAUGCCGAGUCUUCGAGUAAAUAUUUGAAGGAGCUGCUGGAGGUCUUUGGUGAGGAGAACCCAGAUCUUCAAUCAGUUGAGGAAGCGGCCAUGAAUGGAAACCACAAUCAACGAAAUAUCCAAGCUAGGAUCCAAGCCUUUGAGAGCCAGACCGGCCCAGAGGACGGACAUGUGACAGAAUCUACCAAACCUCAGCCUCUUCCCAGAAAGACCCCCAAGUCGCCGGUGUCGUCUAAACCUCCCGUGACUGUCAGGUGGCAGUUCAACCACAGCUUGGAUCAGGAUGUUCAAAACGUAGCUCAAGAACCCCCCAGUCCGUCGACGGAAUUCAAGCCUCGGCUGCCCCAGAAACCGGCGGCCGGCAAGCCUGUGCAUGCCGACUUAGAGUCUUUGCUGGCGAAGGGUGGUCCGCCUUACGGGUCACGUCCGUUGUUGACCAGAGACUACAGCAUCCAUGAGGAGGAGGAGCCUCCUAUACCGGUUCCUGUUCUUCCACCGAGGAGUCCUGUCAAGUCGCCCAAAGAAGCACUGAAGGCCAACCUCAACAUCAACAACCACAACUCAACCUCCAUCUAUAGCGAGAUCGACUAUGUGGAAAGUCCGAGUUCAAGUCCUGCUCCUGGCAUCAUUCACCGUGCAGAGUCUGUAUCCAGACCAGGUGUGGCCAGAAGACCCACCACCAUCAGGGUGCCCUCUCAGACAGAGAGCCUGCCGGCUAACGCCCCUCCACUCCCCGCCCAGAAGCCCGUAGGCUCCCUCACUUCUGCAAGCGUCCCAAAACAGAAGUCCUUACCCAGCAUGCCCCUGCAGGCACCUUUCUCCGCCGCGUCGCCGCCAACUCGGGCGCAAAGUCUACGAAGACCUCCACCGCAGCGCCCACCUGCAGCCAGACCAGGACCAGGACGACCCCCGCCGCCUAAGACCCAAACGCAAAAACCCUCCAGGCGAAUCCCCAUGCUGCCCCCGAGACCCACCCCGGGCCAGCAGCUCUACAACAAGUACACGCUUCACCUGCCUCAUGGGAUCGCCGCCUCGGAUUUUAGCGGCGACGCCACAGGAGAACUGUCAUUCCAGAAAAACCAAGUUGUCCUCCUGCUGGACGAGGUCAACCAGGACAUGUUCCAGUGCCAAGUGGGAGACGCCCGAGGUGGCGUCCACAAGUCUCGCCUGCAAGUCAUCACGCCGCUGCACGCCCACUUCCCCGCCACGCCCUCGCAGGCUUCAAAUGUGCUGAAGGUUCAAGCUCUGCAUGACUUCACGCCAGAGGGCGAAGGAGAGCUGGCUCUGCAGGCGGGUGACAUCAUCAGCAGGGUGGAGAAGGUGGACAGUGAGUGGUACCGAGGAUGCCUGCACGCAAACACUGGAUUCUUCCCUGUCAGCUACGUACAAGUACUGUCGGAGGCUCCGUCUGAAAGGAAACCAGAAGUAAAAGUCAGUGGUCCAAGAUGCGUGGCCAGGUUUGACUUUGAGGGCGGGAGCAGCGAGGAGUUGACCUUCUCAGAGGGCGACGUGAUCCACCUGAAGGAGUACUUGGACCAGGAGUGGGCCCGAGGACAGAUGGGCGUGCAUUCUGGAAUAUUCCCUCUCAGCUUUGUCCAAGUCCUGGAACAUCUCCCACAGCACCACCAAGUCCUGGAACAUCUCCCACAGCAGACUACAAGGAUCGCGCUUCCUGGCAUGGCGGAUCCUCCCCAAGCAGAAGCGGUCCAACCGGCUCAGUCCUCGGCGGAGUGGGCGGUGGCGUUGUACGCCUUCCACGGCACGUCGCCGGAGGAGCUGUCCUUCAUGGCGGGCGACGGCGUCCUGGUCACCAAGCACAUCAACCAGGAGUGGAGCAGCGGGCGACACGACGGCAGAGAAGGCAUCUUUCCCACAGCGUUUGUGGAGAGAAGACAGACGGGGUUCCUGGGUGAGCAGCCUGAAGGUGACGGUGGCGUGCAGGGCAAGGCCAUGUAUGACUUCACCGCCAACUGUGAUGAGGAGCUGUCCAUGCAGGUUGGAGAUGUUAUAAACAACCUGGAGGUCCUUGAUGAUGAUUGGUUCCUGGGUGACUUGAGGGGCAGACGGGCUUUGGUACCCAGAACCUACAUUCAAGUUAUCUGAGAGCUCUUAAUGACGUGUAGAAUUUAAAUACUAACCAUAGUCUUUAUAUUUGUGACCAGUAGAUGAAUAAUAAAAUGGUAAAACAGCA